GUAUUCUUCGUCCGCCGCUGACGUAUUCUCAACGAGCUGAACUCGCACAGUUCUUCACGAGACACAUCCGUAUGGCGUACAUAAUAGCCAGGUUGCGCAACUUGCCGGGAUACGUACGUGCGACGACGAGCUGACGACCUCGAGGAUGAUCACCACCGGGUACCCACGUGUUCCGCGGUUUCCUGCCCGCGUAUGCGUUUCUCAAAUUCUACUUUUGCAAUCACCCGUUUCUGUACGAAAUCUCUGUAUCGUCGCAGUGGUAUUGUCUGCCCGUCAUAUCGGCAAAGGUACGUACGAGAUGGCCUUGGAAGUUUUCUUGACAAAUUGGAAUCGCUCGUGGAUACCAGAGAAACGAUUUCGCUGUUUGUUCGUUUUUCUGUCAUCGGUCAACGCGACGUUGCGAAUGAAAACGGUCCUUCUGCGAAUUUCGACGAUGGGGGUGUGUCCUAGUUGAAUCCUCGUGAAAAAUUCCACAGGGAUCCUCGCAAGAUGCCUUCUCGCAGAAGCGGGACGCCGGUACGCAAGGGCAAACGGAGGGAAUACAGCUACAACCGUUACAUUCACAAGGUGUUGAAGGACGUGGACGCCCAGUUCGGAUUAACCGGCAGGGCGAUGGAGAUAAUGAACAGCUUCAUGGCUGACAUGUUCGGUCGAAUCGCGACGGAGGCUUCGCGGCUGGCGACGUACAACGGCAAAGUGACGGUGACCCCGAGAGAAAUUCAGACCGCCGUCAGGCUCCUCGUUCCCGGAGAUUUGGGGAAAUUCGCCGUCGCGGCGGGCGCGAGAGCCGUCACGAAAUACAGCACGUCGUGAGAGGGGAGCGAUUCGAAACUCCAUCUCCGUACCUUCGACUCUGGUUGUUCACCGCAAAUUGUUACCGAUAAGAAUCAAAUACAAAA
Molecule: messenger RNA, 899 nt
Organism: Athalia rosae (coleseed sawfly)
Lineage: Eukaryota; Metazoa; Arthropoda; Insecta; Hymenoptera; Athaliidae
Product: histone H2B.1, sperm-like
Exons: 2
Coding region: 490-813 (107 amino acids)
Cellular component (GO): nucleosome
Molecular function (GO): DNA binding; structural constituent of chromatin; protein heterodimerization activity
Source: RefSeq, a predicted model, not a curated record